AUGGGCAUCGUGUCGGUCCUGCUCGCACGGGGCACGUAUCCUCUCGGCAACCCGCGCCACCCACUGUCGAAGCAAGGAGUUGGAACCAUGAAGCUCUCGGGCAUCACCGCCCGCGCCUGCGCCCCCCAGGGCGUGCGCGCCCGCGAGUCGUCGAGGCGCGCGACUUGCGUCCGUGCUGCGCCCGACGGUGACAGCUGGCUGCAGCAGGCGGGGCGCAAGGCGGCCGCCCUCUCGCUCGCCGGCCUCAUGACGCUGGCGCCCGUUGCUCCAGCUCUGGCGUCCGAGUUCGACAUCCUGGCGGAGGCCGCGCCCCAGGGCACGUACAUCGUCGACGACGCCGGCGUGCUGAACACCGUCACCCGCAACGAGGUCAACAAGCAGCUCUACAACCUGGAGAAGGAGACCGGCUUCAAGCUCAACGUGGUGACGAUCCGGAAGCUCGAGUUCGACCCCGACGUCUUCUCGUUCUCCGACAAGGUGCUGGAGAAGUGGUACCCCACCAAGGAGGUCGGCGACAAGAAGGGCGUCCUGCUGGUGGUGACGACGAGCAAGGAGGGCGCGAUCUCUGGGGGCCCCGCGUUCCUCAACACCGCUGGCGACGAUGUGCUGGACGCGGUGAUCAACAACAACAUCCCGAUCUUCACCGAGGAGGAGAAGUACAAUGAGAGCGUGACGUCCUCGGUGAAGCGGAUCGCCUCGGUCCUCGAAGGCAAGCCUGACCCGGGUGGCCCGGAGCGCAAGACCACGAAGCGCAAGCGGACGUUCCGGACCAAGGAGGAGACGGAGAAGAGCAAGAGCGUGACGUCGACAGUCGUGCUGACGCUGCUCUUCAUCUCGGUCGUGGUGCCCAUGCUCCAGUACUACGGCUACACGGCCCGCGACUAG
Messenger RNA from Pedinophyceae sp. YPF-701, 885 nucleotides. Lineage: Eukaryota; Viridiplantae; Chlorophyta; Pedinophyceae. The record is from the annotation of a GenBank genome assembly.